Messenger RNA from Brassica rapa (field mustard), 2221 nucleotides. Its product is annotated as probable protein phosphatase 2C 47. The record is from RefSeq and is a predicted model, not a curated record. Gene Ontology annotation, molecular function: cation binding; protein serine/threonine phosphatase activity. NCBI's taxonomy places the organism in Eukaryota, Viridiplantae, Streptophyta, Magnoliopsida, Brassicales, Brassicaceae. Gene Ontology annotation, biological process: protein dephosphorylation.
CAGCCAUUGGUAACAAUUCAAACGUAACCAGUGCUCAUACACUAAGCAACAUUGAACACGUCUAGGCCCAAGAUGAAAGAAGCGUGAACAAUAAUGAUCCAUGACUCACUCAAAGCUACCUUAAUCAGCAAGUUAGUGUGAUCUUCUAGCAGUUUUGUAUGAGAUUCUGCAACGCUUCUCAGCUAACCUAUCUCCCAAGGCAGCUUUGGCUAUAAUAAUAAAGAUCCAAUAUUAAUAUUCAAAUAAAUAAAGUUGAAAAGGGAGAGCACACGUGGAAUCAAGAGAGCUAAUUGGUGAGUAAAAUAAGGAGGGAGAAAACUAUUUCUAUAUUUAGUAACUAAAAAGAGAUUAUGAUUCUGAGAAAGAAAGCAAAACUGGAAAUGGCAUCGUUGACCGAAGUUCCGCCGAUGAUUAACAACUUGGACGUCGGAGAUGACAAAACGGCGCACCUGAGCUCCUCCGGCAAGCCUCCAAGAGACCUCUCUUCAAUGCGCCAUUGCAACAGCACUGCUUGGUUGAUCGAUUCCGAAGGAGACCAGAGAUGUUGUCCGGAAGGAGACAACACCACGUUCCAACUUGUAUUCAGAUCUGGAAGUUGGUCGGAUAAAGGACCGAAACGGUCCAUGGAAGACGAGUUCAUCUGCGUGGAUGAUCUCACAGACCAUAUCGGAUCCACUGGAGCUUUCUAUGGGGUGUUUGAUGGACAUGGAGGUAUUGAUGCUGCAACAUUCACAAAGAAGAACAUUCUGAAGCUUGUAACGCAAGACAAACACUUCCCAACAAACACCAAGAAAGCUACAAGGAGUGCCUUCGUCAAUACGGAUCAUGCUUUAGCUGAUGCUCCUUCUCUCGACAGAUCCUCAGGCACAACCGCACUCACUGCUCUCAUCUUAGACAAGACCAUGCUCAUCGCAAACGCCGGUGACUCCAGAGCCGUGCUUGGGAAACGAGGCAGAGCCAUUGAGCUAUCAAAGGACCACAAACCCAACUGCACUUCCGAGAAGCUACGCAUUGAGAAGCUUGGAGGUGUUAUCUACGAUGGCUACCUUAACGGGCAGCUCUCGGUGGCUAGAGCUUUAGGAGAUUGGCAUAUUAAGGGAACUAAAGGGUCGCUUUGUCCGCUCAGCUGCGAGCCUGAGCUGGAGGAGAUUGUGCUUACGGAGGAAGAUGAGUUUCUUAUAAUGGGAUGCGAUGGACUUUGGGAUGUGAUGAGUAGCCAGUGCGCGGUGACGAUGGUGAGGAGGGAGCUGAUGCAGCAUAAUGACCCUGAGAGAUGCUCUCAAGCUCUCGUCAAGGAAGCAUUACAACGCAACAGCUGCGAUAAUCUUACUGUAGUGGUUGUAUGCUUCUCUAAGGAACCGCCUCCGAGGAUUGAGAUACCUAAGUCGCAUAAGAGGAGGAGCAUCUCUGCCGAGGGGUUGGAUCUGCUCAAAGGUGUUUUGAAUGAUUUGUGAAGGAACUGAUCAAGCUGAAAAGUAAGAAGAGACUUGCUUUGUUUUGUUUUUGUUUUGUUCCUCUGUUAUAACAAGAAAGGUCAGAGAUUCCAAGCUGUAUUCUUUUUCUCUGGUUUGUUUCCAAGUUUUGAUUCUUUUUGUAAGGAAGGUUUAACCCAUUUUUGUACUGUAGAGCUUACUUACCAUAUCUAAAUGAUUUUAAUACUCUUUGCAUAUGAAUAAAAUGACAAUUGAAGCAACUCUCUCACCUCUUACUCCCACAGCAGACAGCAACAUGGAUUUGCCUCAUUGAACUGCUUCCUGAAGAAGAAGGCCUCUUUGGUUUGACUGGAACCUUUCCUGCUUCCUCCCCUCUUAUCAAGAUAGAGAGUGGUACAAGGAAAACAAGUUUCUCAACAAAGAUCAGCUAAUUAUGAGUCGUCAAGGAGGGUCGUCUUGUGGGCUAAAACGAGAAAACGUCUUCGAUAUUUGUGCUUUUAGGAACCAAGAAUCAUGCCAUUAAUUUUGAGAUAGUUCUACUAAUGUUUUGCUCCCAUUCAUGCUGGUGAAGUUGAAUUUGGGAGACUUGUGGUGGGUACAAGAAGUAGACAUUCGAGACCAUUUAUCAGCCUGAGUAAACAUAGAAAGAAAAUAAAAGAACGAUGUGUAACUGUAAUUAUACCGAGUUAAUGGUGGCUGUGAGAGGAGUCUUAAAUAGUACGGUGUCACCACCUGAGACAAUUGACUCUAGAUGGAGUCACAAGGUCCAACAUUGAUACAAAAAAAAA